Propithecus coquereli (Coquerel's sifaka) is the source of this 1430-nucleotide messenger RNA. It is a transcript of the gene KATNAL1, whose product is annotated as katanin p60 subunit A-like 1. Gene Ontology annotation, biological process: microtubule severing. The transcript has 10 exons. Gene Ontology annotation, cellular component: microtubule; microtubule cytoskeleton. The record is from RefSeq and is a predicted model, not a curated record. NCBI's taxonomy places the organism in Eukaryota, Metazoa, Chordata, Mammalia, Primates, Indriidae. The coding region runs from base 57 to 1430 and encodes 457 amino acids. Gene Ontology annotation, molecular function: microtubule binding; ATP binding; microtubule severing ATPase activity.
GUCGCCGAACUGGGCUCUGUGCGCAGGAAAAGGGAAGUGGAGGUCUCUGAAACAAGAUGAAUUUGGCUGAGAUUUGUGACAAUGCAAAGAAAGGAAGAGAAUAUGCACUUCUUGGAAAUUAUGACUCAUCAAUGGUUUAUUACCAGGGGGUGAUACAGCAGAUUCAGAGACAUUGCCAGUCUGUCAGAGACCCAGCUAUCAAAGGCAAAUGGCAACAGGUUCGUCAGGAAUUGUUGGAAGAAUAUGAACAAGUUAAAAGUAUUGUCAGCACUUUAGAAAGUUUUAAAAUCGACAAGCCCCCAGAUUUCCCUGUGUCCUGUCAAGAUGAACCAUUUAGAGAUCCUGCUGUUUGGCCACCACCUGUUCCUGCAGAACACAGAGCUCCACCCCAGAUCAGGCGUCCCAGUCGAGAAGUAAGACCGCUGAGGAAAGAAAUGGCAGGCGUAGGCGCCCGGGGACCUGUAGGCCGAACACAUCCUAUAUCAAAGAGUGAAAAACCUUCUACAAGUAGGGACAAGGAUUAUAGAGCAAGAGGGAGAGAUGACAAGGGAAGGAAGAAUAUGCAAGAUGGUGCAAGUGAUGGUGAAAUUCCAAAAUUUGAUGGUGCUGGAUAUGAUAAGGAUCUGAUAGAAGCCCUGGAGAGAGACAUUGUAUCCAGGAAUCCAAGUAUUCAUUGGGAUGACAUCGCAGAUCUGGAAGAAGCUAAGAAGUUGCUAAGGGAAGCUGUUGUUCUUCCCAUGUGGAUGCCUGACUUUUUCAAAGGAAUUAGACGGCCAUGGAAGGGUGUACUGAUGGUUGGACCCCCAGGCACUGGAAAGACUAUGCUAGCUAAAGCUGUUGCUACUGAAUGUGGUACGACAUUCUUCAACGUUUCCUCUUCUACACUGACAUCUAAAUAUAGAGGUGAAUCUGAGAAGUUAGUCCGUCUGUUGUUUGAAAUGGCUAGAUUUUAUGCCCCUACCACAAUCUUCAUUGAUGAGAUAGAUUCCAUCUGCAGUCGAAGAGGAACCUCUGAUGAACAUGAGGCAAGUCGCAGAGUCAAGUCUGAACUACUCAUUCAGAUGGAUGUAAAACAUCUAACACAACAAAAAAAUCUUCCAACAGCAAAAGGAAGAGCUGAGCUUCUGAAGAUCAGUCUUCGUGAGGUUGAAAUAGAUCCUGAUAUCCAACUGGAAGAUAUAGCAGAGAAGAUUGAGGGCUAUUCUGGUGCUGACAUAACUAAUGUUUGCAGGGAUGCGUCUUUAAUGGCAAUGAGACGACGUAUCAAUGGCUUAAGUCCAGAAGAGAUCCGUGCACUUUCUAAAGAGGAACUUCAGAUGCCUGUUACCAAAGGAGACUUUGAAUUGGCUCUAAAGAAAAUUGCUAAGUCUGUCUCUGCUGCAGACUUGGAGAAGUAUGAAAAAUGGAUGGUUGAAUUUGGAUCUGCUUGA